Messenger RNA from Gracilinanus agilis (Agile Gracile Mouse Opossum), 2727 nucleotides. RefSeq names its product praja ring finger ubiquitin ligase 2 (gene PJA2). Lineage: Eukaryota; Metazoa; Chordata; Mammalia; Didelphimorphia; Didelphidae. The record is from RefSeq and is a predicted model, not a curated record.
CCUCUGGCUCCCCGGGUCCGGCUCAGCAAUGGGUCAGGAAUCUGGCAAACCUACCUGGCCAAAACCGGCUGGAGGCUAUCAGACAAUAACAGGCAGGAGAUAUGGAAGAAGACAUGCAUAUGUCAGUUUUAGACCAUCUUUAACCAAUCAAGAAAGGAGCUCAAGUGAACAGAGUGCUGAAUGUGAAGGAUUGGAAUUAGAUGAUGUUCAAAAGAAAAAAGCAUCAUGCUGCAGUCCACUGGUUCAAGUUCGCCCUGCAUUAUCAGGCAUACCUUUGUUAGAGAAUGCUGGAGCUGAAAUUCCCAUUUGUAGAGCAGCACUGACUCAAGCUCCUGAGACGAGUCCAUCACCAUUUUCUGCUAUACAUCAUAGUUUGGAAGGCAAUGAGACUACAAGGAGCAGUUUGAAUCUUGAUAACAGUUCUGCACACUCUUCAAGGUAUACUCCAAGAAAGUAUAAUGUUUCAUAUGUCAAAAACGGAAUUGCUUUUGUAAAUAGUGACUCUUAUGAGCCAGACAGCAGUGAUGGAGAAGACAGUAGCCAAAUUGGUAUUUCCACAGUAAAAAUGGAAACUGGCAAAUUUCAGGAAACAUUGGAUCAUAUGCUAUGUGACCUGGAAAAAGGGGUAGAUUCUCUCAGUGGUUUACAAUCUAAAUUUUCCACUUAUAAUUUAAGAGAAGGGUUUGAAGAAAGAACCCCAACAUCAUUAGUGAAAUAUUCUAGUAGUGAUACUGAAUUUAUAUGUCACAAUAACAGGACACUUGAGAGGUCUUCGGCUGAAGAUGAAGCUGUUGCAAAGAAAUACCUAAACUAUUCCAAUUGUGAGAGACAGAGGAAAAAUUUAAUUGAAGUUCCAGUCAGAACUCCGGUGGAUGUCCAUUAUGAAUUAAAUACUAGUGAUGGAAAAAAGGACCAGGGAAAUUUAUCUGAAUUGGUAGUAAGGCCCAAAGUUAGAAAACAGAUAGGUUCAAGCCAGUUGGACAGGAAAAAUCUUUUUAAUAGUGAUGAGGAUGAAAAAAACAAUGUUGAGAGGUGGCAAGAGACCUCAGAAGCUGAGGAAAUCCAUUCAGAAGGUCUUUUGAGAAGCUUGAAAGAAAAAAAUAAUUCAAGCAUGUUCUUUGACCCAAGAGACUAUGAAGGUGCACAAAAGAAAAUGAAAUAUAAUCAAAUUAAACCAGAAAAUGUAACCGUACAAGAAAGGCAAGCCAUUGUAGAUGAUAACACCUUUUGGAAUAGUUUUGAAGAUUAUUGCAAAUACUACUACACAGGUGAAGAUAGUUCAGAAUGCAGUGAUGGAGAAUGGUCUGCUUCUUUGCCUCAUUUUUCUGCUAGAGAAAAAGAUCAGUCCUCGAGUGAUGAAAGCUGGGAGACUCUACCAGGAAAAGAGGAACAUGAACCUGAGCUUCAGAGUAGUAGUAGUGGUCCUGAAGAGGAUAACCUAGAAUACUCUUUCCAAACAGGGGACCAGACUUCCUUGGAAGAGGGAGAAAUUCCUUGGUUGCAAUACCAUGAAGAAAUUGAAAGUAGUAGUGAUGAGGAAAAUGACCCUGUCAGCCAUUUUGUACACCCAGGAUUUUUCAUGCUGGAUGGGAACAAUAACCUGGAGGAUGACUCCAGUAUGAACGAAGACUUAGAUGUGGAAUGGAGGGAAAUCUCUUUGGUAGCUGUGUGGAAGAUGCACUGCAGUGAGAAGAGGCAUGAGAUGGAGCAUAAUUCAGAGGCUAUUGUAGGUAACAGGCUCCUGGAUGAAUUUGGUGAUGGGUUAGGAGUUGCCCAAGCAAUUUCUUAUGUGGAUCCUCAGUUCCUUACCUAUAUGGCAUUAGAAGAGCGACUAGCCCAGGCUAUGGAGACUGCCCUGGCCCAUUUAGAGUCUCUUGCAGUAGAUGUUGAUCAGGCUCAUCCACCUGCCAGCAAAGAAAGCAUUGACUGUCUUCCACAGACCAUCAUUACCGAAGAUCACACUGCUGUUGGUCAGGAACAAUGCUGUGCUAUCUGCUGCAGUGAAUAUACUAAGGAUGAAAUAAUAACAGAGUUACCAUGUAGCCAUUUCUUUCAUAAACCCUGUGUAACUCUUUGGCUGCAAAAGUCAGGAACAUGCCCUGUUUGUCGUCAUGUGCUUGCACCCAUCCUCUCUGAAGCAACUGCCUCCACUUCCUUCCUGUCUGAUCAUGAUUCCCUACUUUCAGUCCACACUUCUACAGGAGCUCAGUAAAAUUUAACAUUUGAAAUGAGAGAUCAUUCAGUCCAUCAAACUAAGCCUAUAAAAUCUAAUUAAUUCCAAUGUGAAAAAUAUAUAGAUAUUAAAUAUUAUAUAUAAUAUAUUAUUGUUUAGAAGGGAAGCAUUAAACUUUCUAAACCAUAUUUAGGUUUGCAAUAAAAACUGUUAUUUUCAACCUGAAAGUUGAAGCAAAUUGAACCAGUUUUUUCAGUUAAAUAUGUUAUUGUUAAUUGCAGCUAAAAUAAGCAGUAGUUAAAUCUAUCCAAAAUAAUUAUCAUUUAUGUGGCACAUUAUGUAUUUACUUUCUUGCAACUGCAGUGCAGUUAGAGCUUCUUAAAGUUAUGCUUAUAAUCUAUUUUACACAAUAUAAUGAACUUCUUGGAUUUGUCAAAAAUAGUGCCACUAAGUGACUUUGAUAAUCUCAUAUUUGCAUCAAAUGUGAAGACUCUGUGGUCACAGCAGUAGUAAAGAUUUGGUUUCACUGGAAAAAUAAAAUACAUAAUAAAACA